AUGUCCUCCAUCAUGUAUGCAGAGGCCGCCGGGGUCGCCAAACUAGACAUGCAUUCCAUCUUUGCGCGAACGCUGCUUGACCAAAUCGCCCACAGGAUAUCUAGUCUAGCAGACAAGGAGACCCCCUUGUAUGGAGAUUCUGCUGCCCUGGUCACUGCCGCAUGGGCCCCCUUCAACGGCCGGUACAGGGUGCUCGAGCGGUUUGUGAAGGAGGUGAGGAUACUUCGCGGCAACGACCAUGAGGACUCGGUUUCUGUGCUGGCGAUGGCGCAGCAAAAUUACCGGCUUGGGAAUAUCAAUGUCCAAGAAGAAGAUGUAACGUCAAUGUGGAAGAAAGCACUGGACACAGACUCUCUACCCCAUUGCGAAGACCGACCAAUCUAUACAUCAUUUUCACCGUCUACCUCCUGGGACCUACUAUUGAACAGCCCCGGGGUCCCGAAGUUUGCUUUAUGCGACAUCUGUCGUCCAAAUUCGAAGUCAUGGUAG
Molecule: messenger RNA, 489 nt
Organism: Penicillium canariense
Lineage: Eukaryota; Fungi; Ascomycota; Eurotiomycetes; Eurotiales; Aspergillaceae
Exons: 1
Coding region: 1-489 (162 amino acids)
Source: RefSeq, a predicted model, not a curated record